AUGUUUUUUCCAGCUGGUGGCAUCCUCAAGGCUUGCUGCUCCACUCAGCUGGGCCUGUGGGCCUUUUUCGCAGCCGCAGCAAAUCCCCAGGAGACUGAAGACGAGUAUGCCUUUGGUUUGGCCGAUGACCCAGAGGGGGCAGAAAGCAUGAUCCAGUUCUUCGCCGACAGUGACGUCGCUACGGAGACCACCAUCCUGAAGGCUCUUGAGGAGAAGUUGGAGGAGCUUUGCUUCACCGUCUUGCCGAGCCUCCGGCCCAUGCGCUGCACAGCCCCCGAGAUGGUCUUCAUUGGGCCGCCAGUCCGAACAACACUAUUCCUUCCGCCUCUGCCGCCGACCACCCAGACGACGACCACCACCACCGAAGAGAGGAUACAGAUCAUCAUUGACGUGGAGGAGGGGCUGCCCGGCUGGGCAAUUGGCGUCUUCUGUAUCCUGCUACUGCUGGUGGUCUUCCUGUGCGGCUACGUCUGGAAACUGCGCCAGAAGAAGCAAAGGCGAGAAGCGCAGGUUCAGCGGCUGAAGGAGAAGGCAGCCAAGAGCCGCAGUGAAGAGGAGCUGGUGCAGGAGAUGUGGGAGACGGCUCUCACCGACGACACGGGCAAACUCAAGACUGGUGUGGAGGAGACGCUUGAACUUCCCGAUGGUUCCAGCUACAUCGGAGGGCUGCAAGACGGCGAUCCGCACGGAGUUGGGAAAAUGGUUUGGCCCGACGGGAGGACUUACCAUGGCAACUGGGUCUUCGGCCAGCCCCAUGGACAAGGGGUGAUGUCAUCCAUAGCCCCAGUGGAGGCUGAGUAUGAGACCUGGGUCUACAGUGGCCAAUUCCAGGAUGGGCUCAGGCAUGGUGUGGGCCGGUGCGAGUGGCCCGCUGUGGGUGCGUGGUACGAGGGGGAUUGGGUUCUCGAUGCUGAGCACGGCCUUGGCGAGCUGGGUGCCGGAGCUACUGAGAGUCAAGAUGGCGACCCCCAUGUGUGGUGCAUGUACAACGGUGAGAAGCAGGAGAACGUGGCCACCAGCCGAGUUUUCCCCGGUCCGGAGGAUGAGCUCAUGGUCGUGGUGCUGCAGGCCAGAGAGAAGGAGGCUGCGGAGCUGGACGAUGUCGAACUUCACCUGAAGAGAUAUGGCCGCCUCGGCCUGGCGUGGAUCGUGCUCCGUGUCGUGUUUCGAAAGGAAGCGCAACGGCGCAACAUUCAGACUUUGCAGUGGUGCCCAUUGCUGAUCACGUAG
Messenger RNA from Symbiodinium sp. CCMP2592, 1230 nucleotides. NCBI's taxonomy places the organism in Eukaryota, Dinophyceae, Suessiales, Symbiodiniaceae. The record is from the annotation of a GenBank genome assembly.